GUGGUGGUGGUGGGGGGGGAAGGCGGAACAAACCGGUGUGCUCGGAUACAUGCUGUAGCUGCUCGCCCGCACUGCAGAUUAACUCUUACCGUGCCGGGGGAUGCAGCGGCAAGACAUGGAAAGGAUCGGUCAGAGCUUCUCCUGACCAACACCCACGUAACAAGUCUUCAGCCAACAGUCACUCUCCCUGGGGAUCACAAGGACGCUUCCUAAACUCAGCCCAUUCCUCAUCCUGCCACACAGAGUGUGUGGACUGAGGCCAGGCACUGUAGAGACGGGGGCAAAACACAGGGAUGCACACAGAGGAGGUAGAGCGAGGAGUGUGCCUCUGAACAUUAUGUCUGUUCUUCUAAAAGGGAAGAGCUGCUGGAAAGUGUAGAGAACUCGAAGCUCGGACAAACACAGACCACACAGUAUGACCCACUUCUUCCCUACACAUGGUGACAGGGGCUGAGGUCAGCCACACAUUUGUGUGUGUGUGCCUGUGUGCAGGUGUGUGUGUGUUGAGGAUUAUUUGAUUACAGCAGGGAGUGUCUGGCCUCCCCCUCCAGCCCAUAGUGGGGUUGUAGUGUGUGUUCUCUGUGUUCCGGAUGCAGAACAUCCUCGAUCAAAACUUAGACAUGGCCACAGCUCUACUCGCCGGCGAGAAGCUGAAAGAGCUGAUCCUGCCGGGCUCCUCUCAGGAUGAGAAGGGCGGGGCACUGGCCGGCCUCAUGGUGCAGCUCAAACUGGAGCUGCCCUUUGAUCGUGUUGUUACUAUAGGGACGGUCAUCAUCCCCAUCCUGCUGGUCACCCUAGUCUUCACCAGGAACUUUGCAGAGGAGUCCAUAUACUGUUACACACCACACAACUUCACCAGAGACCAGGCACUGUAUGCAAGAGGCUACUGCUGGACAGAGCUACGUGAUGCUGUACCUGGUGUGGAGCCUCACCUCUGGCCUUCACUGUUUGAACACAAGUUCCUGCCCUAUGCCCUGCUGGCCUUUGCUGGGAUCAUGUACAUUCCUGCUCUGGGCUGGGAGUUCCUGGCCUCUACACGGCUCACUUCAGAGCUCAAUUUCCUGCUUCAAGAGAUUGACAACUGCUAUCAUCGAGCUGCUGAGGGCAGAGCCCCAAAGAUCGAGAAGCAGAUCCAAUCCAAAGGACCUGGCAUAACCGAGCGAGAGAGGCGGGAGAUCAUAGAGAACGCGGAGAAGGAGAAGAGCCCCGAACAGAACCUGUUUGAGAAAUACUUAGAGAGACGAGGCCAAAGUAACUUUCUGGCUAAGCUUUACCUGGCACGCCACCUUGCUAUUAUCUGCCUCAGUUCUAUCCCCAUUUCCUACCUGAGCGCGUACUAUGCCCGCCAAAGGCAGAACGAGUUCACCUGUGCACUGGGUGAGCCCCCAGACAUUAGCAGCUAUUCAGAGCUGAAGCUCAGGGUCAACUGUAAGCUGCCUGCUGUGCAGCUGCAGCGCAUCAUGGCAGCAGUAGACAUAGCUCUUCUCUGCACCAUGAACCUCAUCAUCCUGGUUAAUUUGCUGCAUUUGUUUGUGGUGCGCAAGUCCAACUUUGUAUUUGACAAACUGCAUAAAGUUGGUAUCAAAACACGGCGACGCUGGCAGAAGUCUCAGUUCUGUGAUAUUAACAUCCUGGCCAUGUUUUGCAAUGAGAACAGAGACCACAUCAAGUCACUCAACAGGCUGGACUUCAUCACUAAUGAGAGCGACCUCAUGUAUGACAAUGUGGUCAGGCAGCUGUUGGCUGCGCUUGCGCAGUCCAACCAUGAUGCUACGCCCACUGUAAGGGACUCUGGGAUACAAACCCUGGAUCCCAAUAUGGAUCCGUCUGAUCUUGGAGUGGGAGAGAUGGCCGGGGAGCCGCUGGUCAUCAAACGGCCCCGCAAGAAGAUUAAAUGGAUCCCAACCUCAAACCCUCUUCCUCAGCCAUUCAAGGAACCCCUCACCCUGACACGUCUGGAAAAUAACACCAAGCCUGAAAAACCCAAACCACUCAGACGAAAGACAGUGGCAGACAGCUUCAUUGCACCACUUCUGGACACCAAGAGCACACAACACCCAGCAACAAAAGAUCUAAGCGGGAUGGAGAAAAAGCACACUCGUAAUUUCUCUCUGGACGUCCACCCAUACAUGCUGACCAUUCGUAAGCCCAAGGUGGAGGCCACAGCCACAGAACCUCUACCCUCAGAGCACAACAUGGAUGCAGUAUACCUUGAAGGCACACAUACUAUUGUUCAUGUGUCGGGUGCGAUUACAGAGACUAAGGUUUGCUCUCCAGAAUCGACCAACACUGCCUUUUCUACAGUGACCCUGCCCACCACUUCGUAUAUAAAUGGUGUAAAUGGCGUAAACGCCGUGAGCCCCAACCCACCGUCCAGUGAGGAUCCCCUCAGUCCCAAGCCCUCCCCUCCUCCAAGGGAGCCUCUCACCCAGGCAGAAAACCCUGAGUCCCAGCCACCGGUUCUGACCAGAGCCCCAACACACCAGCUGCUGAGUAUACGUCAUACUCUCUUUGAGGAAGAAGAGGAUGAAGAAAACCGUAGAGACAGACUGGCACAGAGACCGGGGGAGCUCAUCGCAGCUGGGGAAUGUUGAAGAAGGAGAAGGAAGAGGAACACUGACUGGAAAUUCCUCCCCCCUGACACUACACUUUCUGCACACAACCACCACGUCAAUCCCCUCCUCUUAUCAACAGCCACCUCUGCUCUUUGAAUUAACUCAUACACUUCUGUGAUGGGUGGAUUAGGCUGACGGAUGAGCAGAAAUGGGACAGUGAGAAACGCCUGUACUCGUUAAAAAAAAGGGAAAAAAAAAAGGGAAAACUUGAACUUUUAGAGGGGAAAAUUAUUCAGAGAGGACAAUUAAGACAGAAACAUGUGUAUUUGAUAUUUGAUAAGGUUGACCAGAGUAUAACUGUAGGAAAUGAUGUCACAUUCAUGUCUCAGGAUGACUGUGUACAGCUAAUCACCCUCCAAUGAAACCAGCAGUGAUAUAAUUCAACAGGGUGCUACAGUGCAGGGUCAAACAGCUAUAUCAGCAGGACGCAAAGAAAGGAUGAACAGCAAUGAAAGACGAAUGAUCUUUCUUUAAAAAAUGACAGUCACCUUAUAAUUGCAUAUUUGCAAAGAGGACUGCAUUAUGGCUUCAAACAAAAUGUAUUUUAACACAUAUGAUAACGCUUAGUCCCUUUAUCCCAAUAGUCAAGUAGAAAGGUAGCUCACGCAAUACAGUUAUUGAGAUCUGCACAAUUAAUAUGCAAAAGAUCACAAUAUAUUUGUGGCAAUAAUGUAUGCGCUUACAGCAUCAUAUUUCACAGAAAGCUAUACAUGUAUAGACACUGUAUAUGACUCAGUGUUUUGUGGGGUGUUUAAAAUAUAACACACAUUUCAUGGCUUUAUCAUUGCCAUUUCACCAUCGAUUAGGAACAUGUAUAAGAUCUUGACUCAACUAUAUCUGCACGUCAUUAAUAAUAGGUAAAUUGGCACAUUUUAUGAAGGAACAACAGACUCUGCAACGAAAGAGUGGCUUUGUGAGACAAUGUGAAAUUUCAGUAUUGCUCAGAGAAACUGUCAGGUGUGUCUAGUUGGUACCAGAUGUCUUUUUAAACCUAGUAAAAAAAGCAAUUAUGUGGGUGUUUUCCUCUUGAAGAUUUUUAAAUAUUCACCUUCACCGUGAUGAACGGAGCUGGACUCAGUGGCAAAGUAUAUAACUUUUGUGUUCGGUUGGCUUUUUGUGGGAGUGCUGUGAUGUGAAGGUUUAUUACACGAUGGCAAAGCUUUUAAUUGUCAUCUGCUGGUGCGACACGUUCUAAAUUUCCUUCAGUAGUUGUGCUCUGUCUCACUUUGUGCUAACACACGCUUGAUUGCCAAAAAAAACAUCUCUUGAGGGAAUAAACAGGUAGAAUAGUUUGUCUGUUGUUUAUAGUAAAACCAAGCAAAUAGGGUAUGUUAGCACUUUUCACAGGGAACAAGCGAGUGGACAAGGGGAUGUGUGUCUACCACAACCUCUCUUUAUGCAUUUCUUGCAGCUGCACACAUGAUAACAGGAACUUCAAUAAAAAAGGAACUGUCUGCACUGACUGACACACCAAUAUGACAUCUACUGUAGAAGACAUUAGUGCUGUUGUCAGGGGCCUACCUGCACUAUAGGUGGACCUAUGCAUACUAUACUCAUCUUCUAGGGCAUUCAGUUAACACACAUUUAAAGACUUGUGGUGGGACACAACAGCUCUCCCACGUUAGUAUCCAAAUAUCCUUAGUUUUGGUGAUUAAUCCAUGUCACUGUCAUAAUACAGGUUGGCUAUAAAAUCCCCUUGUUAGACUACUCAAGCACACAAAAUGCAUCCAAAAGCACUUUAUGACUAGUAGCACGAGUGUGUGUGAGAGCAUGUUAUAUGUUGUAACACAGCUCUGCUUAUAACUGAUUUUCUGUGUAGAUUUUCACAUUGAGGCUGUUGCAGAGAUAAACCUCCGACUGUCUUAAUACUAAUGAAAAUGUGGAGAACAAAGUCCAGACUUUGAUUGUAAUGUGUAAAAUGUUAUAAUGAAGACAAAUAAAAAAACAUUUUCUUUAUAAUAAAAUUAA
Molecule: messenger RNA, 4583 nt
Organism: Lates calcarifer (barramundi perch)
Lineage: Eukaryota; Metazoa; Chordata; Actinopteri; Centropomidae
Gene: panx2
Product: pannexin 2
Exons: 6
Coding region: 591-2594 (667 amino acids)
Biological process (GO): positive regulation of interleukin-1 production; monoatomic cation transport
Molecular function (GO): channel activity
Source: RefSeq, a predicted model, not a curated record